AUGCGCUUACAAUCGUACGACUAUAAAAUAGUUUACCAACCAGGGAAAACCAAUAUCGCCGACUCAUUGUCGAGACAACAAAUAAGCAAAAAUGCGGAGAAAUCCCUGAUAAAAUUGGAAGACAAUCACAUUUGUCAUAUUGUAGAGUUUGCCCGACCUCGUGAUGUUUCUAUUAAAGAAAUAAUAGAUAGCACAAUGGACGAUAGGAAAAUAUUAAACGUGAAAGAGGGUUUAUAUCGGAACAUAUGGAACGACGACGUGAAGUUGUAUAAAAUGUUACAAAAUAAACUUUGUUUUCAUGAGGGUAUAUUAUUGAGAGGAAUGGGAAUUGUGGUUCCCUCGGCACUCCGUAAAAUAGUUUUGGAUGCAGCUCACGAGGGACAUCCCGGUAUCGUGUCAAUGAAGGCGAGACUUCGUACGAAAGUCUGGUGGCCUAGAUGCGACAGAGGCUGA
This is a messenger RNA of Pieris macdunnoughi, 453 nucleotides long. Lineage: Eukaryota; Metazoa; Arthropoda; Insecta; Lepidoptera; Pieridae. The record is from the annotation of a GenBank genome assembly.